UGCGAUCCCUACGUGAAGAUUUCCGUGGGAAAGAAAUCCAUCAACGACCAGGAAAAUUACCUGCCCUGCACCCUGGAGCCUGUCUUUGGGAAGAUGUUCGAGCUGAGCUGCACCCUGCCCCUGGAGAAGGACCUGCGGGUGGCCCUGUACGACUACGACCUGCUGUCCAAGGACGAGAAGAUCGGGGAAACCGUCAUCGACCUGGAGAACCGGUUCCUGUCGCGCUAUGGGGCGCGCUGCGGGCUGCCCCAGACCUACUGCGUCUCCGGGCCCAACCAGUGGCGGGACCAGCUCCGCCCUUCCCAGCUGCUCCACCUCUUCUCCCUGCAGCACAACUACAAGGCUCCCACCUACAAAUCCGACCGGAUCAUCUUCAGGGAUCAGGAGUACGUCCUGUCUGAGCAGG
Corapipo altera (White-ruffed manakin) is the source of this 406-nucleotide messenger RNA. RefSeq names its product dysferlin-like. Gene Ontology annotation, cellular component: T-tubule; cytoplasmic vesicle. Gene Ontology annotation, molecular function: calcium-dependent phospholipid binding; calcium ion binding. Gene Ontology annotation, biological process: negative regulation of phagocytosis; plasma membrane repair; vesicle fusion. NCBI's taxonomy places the organism in Eukaryota, Metazoa, Chordata, Aves, Passeriformes, Pipridae. The transcript is spliced from 3 exons. The annotation marks the transcript as partial. The record is from RefSeq and is a predicted model, not a curated record.